GGUGGGAGUUGGGGGAAUAUACUACUACACUUCUAUCUUCAUUAUCUUCUUUAGAUAGUUUAUCUUAUCGCAGGACCCAUAACCUGGCCUCAGGUUAUCCUGUUUCAUCUCCAUACAAAUGGCUCCGAAUGCUACCGACUCAGAAACUAACAACAGCAUCUCCUUCCAUUCAACAAAUCCUCAAUCACCAUUCCUAAUCGCACUCCCAUUCUUCAAACUCCCCAUCUCCAAUUUCCCCACUCCCCAACUCCCCACCUCCAUUUCCAACGCAGUUGAUCAAUGUUCCAAACUUCUCCAUUCCCUCGCUUCUCAAAACCCUAUCUUGAACAAACUACUCUCUAUUUCCUCUCAAUUCCAUGACACAUGCUUCCAGAUUCGGUGCAGUAACUAUAGGAAUAAGAGAUUGGUGAAUAAUCAUCUCAAUUUUGCUGCUGUUUUGCCUGGAGAUUCUGUGGCUGGGUUAGUGGUGGCUAAUGGACUUCAGAAUUUUUUGAACCUUUACAAUACUUUGAUUGUUUGUAGGCUUGUUCUUACAUGGUUUCCCAAUGCUCCUCCUGCUCUCGUUACUCCUCUCAGCACCGUAUGUGACCCGUAUCUGAACGUAUUCCGUGGACUUAUCCCUCCUAUUGGAGGACUGGAUCUCUCUCCCAUCCUAGCAUUUCUUGUCCUGAAUGCCUUCACCAGCACUGCUGCAGCACUCCCUGCUGAGCUUCCAAUCACAGAACAAUCUAAACAAGGUCUUGAAACAAGAUUACAGUCUACAGAUGUUACUUCUUCACAGAACAAAUGGAUGAGGCGGCUUCAAGGGAUCGGGUCAAAGACCUCCACAACUGCAGAUUAGAAUAUCACAAUGCUUUCGAUUGUACCUCUGCCUGUUUAUUUAUUUAAAUAGGUUUCUGUUGUAACUUCGGCUAUCAUAGUUCUAGGCAACACAAUUUUCGAACCUGCGAUUCCUAUGAUUUUUUUUUUUUUUUGUAAAAACCUCUGAAUUUAUUAUAAUCAUAUUAAUACCUUUUUUUAUCCGCCUUGAA
Molecule: messenger RNA, 1031 nt
Organism: Vicia villosa (hairy vetch)
Lineage: Eukaryota; Viridiplantae; Streptophyta; Magnoliopsida; Fabales; Fabaceae
Product: ylmG homolog protein 2, chloroplastic-like
Exons: 3
Coding region: 119-841 (240 amino acids)
Biological process (GO): chloroplast fission
Cellular component (GO): membrane
Source: RefSeq, a predicted model, not a curated record